AUGAUUAUCUCAUCGGCUACGGACGAUGUAGUAGAAGCUCGAGAAUUUUGCAAGGAGUGUUCUAUUACCUUCAAUGGUCGUAUAUUCGUGAUUGAUCUCAUUUGUCUACCUCUUAAGAAGAUUGAUGUAGUACUUGGUAUGGACGGGUUGUCGGCUAACUCGGUGUACAUCGGUUGUAAAGAGAAGGCUAUCUUCAUUCCUGCUGAGGAGACUACAUCAACCGAUGCCAUUGAACAUCUUCUUGAAGGUACAGUUAACAUGAUCAAUUACCUUUUUGCUCGAGAGAAGUCUUUCCUUUUGGUUCUUACGUCGGAUUCCAAGGACAAGAAGAGUGUAUUGGAGAUUCCGGUUGUGUUUUCAGUUUCCCCUUAUAGGAUGUCUCCUGCAGAGCUAAGAGAGUUGAAGAGCCAGUUAGAAGAGUUGUUGGCGAAACACUUCAUUCGUCCUAGUGUUUCUCCAUGGGGAGCUCCAGUUAUGUUGGUAAAGAAAAAGGAUGGUAGUAUGCAUUUGUGCAUCGACUAUCGUCAGCUGAACAAGAUUGACCUCAUGUCGGGAUAUCAUCAAAUCCGGGUUAAGAGUUCGGAUGUAUCUAAGACUGCUUUUAGGACGAGAUACGGUCAUUAUGAGUUCUUGGUUAUGCCAUUCGGGGUAACCAAUGCUCCUGCUGUCUUUAUGGAUUACAUGAACCGGGUGAUUCAACCAUAUUUGGAUCAGUUCGUGGUGAUCUUCAUAGAUGACAUCUUGAUCUACUCUCUGACUAUUGAAGAGCACAUGGAGCAUUUGAGGAUUGUGUUGUCGGUUCUCAGAGAAAAGCAGUUAUUUGCGAAGUUUAGUAAGUGUGAGUUCUGGAUGUCCGAAGUUAAGUUUCUUGGACAUGUCGUAUCUGGCGGCGGCGUAGCUGUAGACCCUUCAAAGGUAGAAGCAGUGAUAAAUUGGGAACGACCCAAGAAUGCAACUGAAGUCCGUAGUUUCCUAGGCUUGGCAAGUUACUAUCGAAGGUUCAUUAUGGGCUUUUCCAAGUUGGCGUUACCUUUGACCAGGAUUACAAGGAAGGAGGUUUCGUUUAGUUGGAAUUCAAAAUGUGAGAAGAGUUUUCAGAAACUCAAGGAGAAAUUAACUACAGCUCCAGUGUUGGUGAUCCCAGAUCCAAACCGAUCUUAUGAAGUGUUAUGCGAUGCUUCUAAGAAAGGCUUGGGUGGAAUGUUGAUGCAAGAUGGACAGGUUGUAGCUUAUGCAUCUAGACAGUUGAGAUCUCAUGAAGAGAAUUAUCCUACUCAUGACCUUGAACUUGCUGCAAUUUACCAUCCUGGUAAAGCUAAUAAGGUAGCAGAUGCCUUGAGUAGAAAGGAGAUUAAAGUUGCAGAACUGAUGAUGUUGGAGUUUGACCUUAUGGAGAAGUUCAGAAAUCUGGAUUUACAAUUUGUGUGGGCACCAACGGGUGUGCUGAUAAGUAACUUGUGUAUUGAGAAUGAGUUGCGAGAAAGGAUCCGUCAAGCACAGUGGAAUGAUGUAGAAUUGCAGGCUAAAGCAAACCUUCCAGAUCUCGUUCGUACAUCUGAUGGAUUAAUUCUUUUUGGACGGAGGAUGUGUGUGCCAAAUAACGCAGAGUUAAGGAGCAUUGUGUCGGAUAGAGAUCCGAAGUUCACUUCCCGAUUUUGGAAAGCUUUUCAUCAAGAGAUGGGUACAAAUCUGAACUUGAGCACUGCUAACCACCCUCAGACAGAUGGACAAACAGAAAGGACUAUUCAGACCAUUGAGGAUAUGCUAAGGGCAUGUAUCUUGGAAAUUGGUGGAAGUUGGAAAGAUAACUUACCUUUGAUAGAAUUUGCAUAUGACAACGGUUAUCAUGCGAGUAUCGGUAUGGCCCCACAUGAAGCCUUGUUUGGGAGGAAGUGCCGAUCACCAUUGUGUUGGUCUGAAGUUGGCGAGAAGGGAAUUCUUGGAGCGGAGAUAAUUCAAGAAACCACGGAGAAGGUUAAGAUGAUCCGAGAUAAGAUGAAACAAGCUCAAGAUCGACAGAAGAGUUAUGCGGAUAAACGAAGGAGACCGUUGGAGUUUGAUGUAGGAGAUCAUGUGUUCUUGAAGUUGCGGAAGUUUGUGCCGAAUUCGUUUCAUCCUAUCCUACCGAAUACAAUUGAAGUUGAACUAGAUCUUUCUUUCCAACCGAAGCCGUGUCGUAUUCUGGAGUAUGCUAGUAAGUCUUUGAGGAGCAAGGAGAUACCUCUUGUCAAGGUGUUGUGGGAAGAGUCGCGUUCUGACAAAGCCACUUGGGAGCUCGAAUCAGAGAUGCGGGAGUUGUAUCCUCACUUAUUCUGCUACGAGGAAGGGGUUAGUCCUUCGGAUUUCGGAUCCUUAAUGAAAAAGAAGUGGUAUAUUGGUAUCCAAGCUAUAAUAGGUAUUGUGGGUGCUAACGAGAGAAAGGAACUUUUCUAUGAUGAGAGACUCGAUGGCUUCAAAGGUAUGGCCGCGGUGAGAAAUCUCUUUGGUUGGCAAAAUGCUCGGUAA
Vicia villosa (hairy vetch) is the source of this 2505-nucleotide messenger RNA. RefSeq lists its product as uncharacterized. Gene Ontology annotation, molecular function: nucleic acid binding. Gene Ontology annotation, biological process: DNA integration. The record is from RefSeq and is a predicted model, not a curated record. The transcript is spliced from 8 exons. Lineage: Eukaryota; Viridiplantae; Streptophyta; Magnoliopsida; Fabales; Fabaceae. Bases 1 to 2505 code for a protein of 834 amino acids.